AUGGCGAUAACUAAGAAGCGUCUGAAAAAUACUGUGAGAAACUUUAUUUUUCUGAUGAAAAGUGGUCUUAUAAAACACAAGAAAAUGGCUCACUUUGGGCAUUAUGAAUUUUCAUGCAGCAGCAGAAAUCGGCACAAUCUUUAUGAAGCUUUUACACAAUAUCGUCGUUCUUUUCAUGGUGCUGAGAUUGAAGAUAGUGAUGAUAGGUUGAAGGAUAUGAAUAAUUCUGUGUCUGUGGAAGAAGAAUUAGAUAUUGAAGAAAACGACGUGGAUAGAAAGGCGGAGGAAUUCAUUGCUAGAUUCCAUGAACAACUUAAAUUGCAACGCCAGAGAUCACUAUCAAAAUACCAGGAAAUGAUUGCAAGAGGUGCAUAUUAA
Cryptomeria japonica (Japanese cedar) is the source of this 378-nucleotide messenger RNA. RefSeq lists its product as uncharacterized. The coding region runs from base 1 to 378 and encodes 125 amino acids. The transcript has a single exon. Lineage: Eukaryota; Viridiplantae; Streptophyta; Pinopsida; Cupressales; Cupressaceae. The record is from RefSeq and is a predicted model, not a curated record.